Manduca sexta (tobacco hornworm) is the source of this 5509-nucleotide messenger RNA. RefSeq lists its product as uncharacterized. The coding region runs from base 32 to 931 and encodes 299 amino acids. The record is from RefSeq and is a predicted model, not a curated record. NCBI's taxonomy places the organism in Eukaryota, Metazoa, Arthropoda, Insecta, Lepidoptera, Sphingidae. The transcript is spliced from 3 exons.
CCGCCAUUCCCCGCCCGACCACGCUGCCGUCAUGACGCUGCACUGGUGGAUGCACUGGUUUUGGGUGACGACGCUGCUCAUCCUAAACGCGAGUAGUAAAGAAGCCGUCGCAGCACCCCAGUCAGAAGAAUUACUCCACAUAACCCCGGAAUUAGAAGUGACGGGCAGCCAGGAACACCGCCAAUCGGAACGACAGAGUCGGGCCAUGUAUUAUACCAAAACUCCGUUAUUCACAACCCCAACGCCGGUCAUUAACGUGACCGCAAACAACCAGACAGACAAAGAAGUUGAGGCUCUAAUUGCGCCGAAUAUAACAUUACCAAAUAACACAGAGAUCGCGCAUCCAUCAGUGGAAUGGACGGCGGUCGACGCAGCGGAAGUAGCUGCAAAUACUACUAACCAAAACUCAACCCAACCGUCAACAACAUUGACUAAUGUUACGGAAUCACAAAACGUCACGUUCGUUAGCAAAAAACGGAAUCUGACUAGGCCUGAUUUCGUAAAAGAUGAUACCAGUUUGGAGGGAGUGGCUGAAAGUCGGAUCGUGACAGAAAAACCACUAUCGUUAGAGACAACGUUUCUGCAAACGCGGAUACCGCCAAACAUAGAAUCUUCUAGAAGAGUAAAAGACCCAGCUGAAGGAGGGAUGGACACUGGGGCUAUAGCUGCUAUUGCUUUCGGAGGGGUUGGGUUGGCCGCUUUAGCUGGUAGCGUGGCGUUCGUGAUGUACAGGCGACGGUAUCUGAACAAGCCUCAGACUUUAAAUGACAAAUGCUCGAAUCCAGAUUCGAGCGGAUACCUUGACGAUAGUACUAUAAGGGACAACUCCGAAGAGAUGUACAGUUUGGAUAACGACUCGUUCCUCAACUCUCUGGAGGCUAUGACCAUACAGAACUACUGGACUGACACCGUCAAACACACCAAAUUAUAAUGGUUAAGACCAUGCUCAGACUUCGCUUCCAUUAACAAAUUAUGGAAGUUCAUCUGGAUUCAGCGAUAUAACAUUGAUAAAAGGGAUCUCAGGUUAAUUGAAGGAUACGGUAGUGCGAAAAGCAAGUUCUUAUAUGGCAAGGUAAAUACAAUUUUAACGCAAUAUAAAUUAGAUCUAAAAUUCGCCUAAAAUAAUACGCCUAAUAAAAAAUAUAUGUAUGACAAUUAAAGGCAUCAGAUCGAAAUGUGACAAUGUAGAAAAUUAAUACGCAUAGAAAACAGACUGUAUCGAGGUCAAUUGUUUCAUGGCGAAACAUGGUGGUCUAUUUACAGCCAAUGUUGUAAUAUUUAUCGUAAUAAAUAUGAAACUAUAUUAAUGUAUGUAUGUAGGUAAUACUUUUAGAGCAGUUGAUAAUACUUUUUUACAAGUUCUUAAGAAUAUUAAAGUUGCCAGUUACAUAAUUUUUUAAAAAAAAAUUCGCCAUCCUUCUUUUAAUAAAUAUGUUAGUAAUACAUAUUAUUCUGUAUUACUUCGCAUUUUUUGUUUUCUUUUUUUCUUCAUUUCUAUAAAUUAUUUUGCCGUAAUAUUUUUAAUAAGGCGUAAUACCAAUUAAAAAUAAUACCAAAAGCAUAUUUUAUACAAUGAAUGAAUGAUAGCGUCCAUUCAAUUUGUUGUAUCGAAAAUUAUACGGCAAUUUCUCUAUAUUAUUAACUUAUAAAAUAAUACACGAAAAUCAGGUUCGAACUUACAUAAAACAAAACUAUUUGUCGUAUUUUAUCAUGGUAUUUUAUCUAAUAAUUUUCUCCCGACAUUUCGAAAACUUUGCAGCCUUCAUGGUUGUAACCAUUUGCGCAAACAUAAGACAUUAUUUUCAAAUCAGAACUAAUUUAAAUCACAUAAAUAAAAAAAGGUUGGCUUACAUUCCUAUAAGAACUUGCCAUUUUCACUACAGUAUCUUAGAUAAGAAUAUCGAUGCCAGUUUUUACCCUUACUUUGCCUGAAAACAGUUAAACAAAAUGCUAUUUGUUUUUAACAAAAGAAACAGUGAUAAAUGUGUUUUUGAUAUCGUCAUGGACAUAAGAAACAGUUUACAAGAAUUGCAUAAUGGGAAUUGUGCAUGCAAAUGCAUUGAGUUCUAAGUUAACAUAAUAUUUUAAUAAAUAGAUGUGAUUUUCUAUUCAUAACGGCUAAUACACUUACGUGUGAUGUAAAUAAAUACUGUUGUGAUAAUCUUGUUUAGUUAGACUAUGCCGCGAGUGAUUUUACCAUAAGUUUAUUUUUAAGACUUGGUUAUUUUUUUAUUUAUGAAACUAAUCGGAGAUUGUUGUUGUUUUUAAGAGAUAUUUCACUUAGAAAUUAAUGUUUUUUCUUGUUAAUUUGUAUAUUGCCAUGGUAACUAUUUUAGCCUUACUGGAAGGUGUUUAUACAAUAAUAAAUACCACCUUUAAGUUUGAUUGAAACGGAACGCGCCAGGAUAUUUACAAAUGACUUAAGACAUUAAGAAAUAGGUUGGCUCUGUAAUAUGCAACUGUGCUAAUAAAUUUGUUAUUUAUGUUACAUCACAUUAUUCCAAGUUUAUUUUAAAACUUUAUGUAGUAUAUCGAUUAAAUGUAUUUACAUGGGAGAAUAAUAAGGACUUUACAAAACCCUCUUGGCAACACCGUCAAGAGUAUUGUACCUCUGAUAAAUCUUAAUACUUGAUCUGAAGAGGAUUUAUAUUUACCCUUUGGAAAUAGUGCUACAAAAUGUGAAUUAUUCAUCUGUCCUUCCUUUUUAAUCUUGUUUAUGGAUACACGAGACGUUCUUUUAUGAUAUAUUCAUAUUAAAUAUAAAGUAUUCUACAAAUAUAAAAAAUUGUACGUAUCAAAAUCUUUUAGUUGAACUACAAACCUGUCAUGGCAGGACACGUUCUUGUACGACUAUAGAUAAGUGUUGCCAGUAUCCGAUUUCAAAAAUUUACUAAAAAAUGCCAUGUAAACACAUUUAAUCGACAGAUUAUAUAAAUAUGUUUUGGCUGCUACCGAAACGAUACCUAAUAAGUAUUUUAUAUUAUAAUAUUAUGUACAUAUACUUACUAUUGUGUAGGUCAAAUAUAACUGCUAUACGAGAUCAUAAUAUCAUUGCCAAAUUUUAAAAUCUUUGAAUAUAAUAAAUAUGCUAUAACAUGUUAAGUAUUUUUGUCUUAAAUAGUUUUUUUUUUAAUUUCAAUUGUUCUUUUAUAGUUAUUUCAGUAAUUGCAAUUAAAAAAGUUUUUUCUUUAUUCAAACGUAAUAUUAAAGAGUUUUGCGUUAUUCAUUUCAUAUUUUCUUAGAAUUAAUGUAAUUUCCUUUUAAUCCGAUAAUUCUUUAUAGACUAGGGCCUUGUCCAACGCGGUUCUUUUUGUAUAAUAGACAACAUUCUGUUAAUAUUUUUAAUCCUUUUGGAUAUGAGUUGCUCUGCAAUGAGGGAAAAUAAUUUUACACUCACCAGAUUAAAGUUGGCUAAAGUUUAAAAAAGUGUGUAAAGUGGUAAUUUUUUCCACUACCAUAUGGCGCUGCCCUAGUGGCAAAAGCAACUGCCCCACAUUGUAAACGUAUUUCCUCUAUGGUAUUUAGUUCAGUACCUCUAGAUCUAACAAUAGUGUACAGUUAAGAGUGUGAUCUCAAUAGAUACGAAUUAUUUUGUCACUCAAUAAUAUUACAAUUUACCAUAGGAUUUCAAUUAUAACAUAAAUAAUGUACUGCCCGUUGCUAAUGUCUAUGGACUUUGCUAGAAAUGCAGGCACUAUUUCUAUCCUUGUCGCACCCGUCUAUUUGACAAUAUACUGGAUGUAUGACGUCAUAAGGCAGGUCUAUAGAUAUUUCCGGCAGGCUGUAUGUCAAUGUCAUUUUGAUGUCACUGGCUUAUAAUGUAAUGGUAAUAUUAGCAGCCUGGAGGGUAGAGGUAAGAACCAUCUCGGUGUAUGAAAAAGUGUCCGUCAAAAAGUAAAAUUAGUAAAUUUAGUAAAUUGGUAAUUGGUAAAAUUCUAUAAAUAAGUACUUAUUUGUAUUUCCAAAGUUCUAUUUUUUUUAAAAACGAAAACUUUUCGAACACUUACAGAAUGACGGAAAUUAGUUAUUUGUAGCUAAGCAUUAUAUUCUGUGUGUGACACGAAAAACCUGACACUGCACCUAUGUGCAGUAGGUUGGCACCUACCUAUGUAGGUACUUAUAAAUUGGAAAGAUACAGUAGGCACUUAUAUCAAUCCGUAACAAAACUUGCCUUGGUAUUCCUUACUUUACUUGUAACAUUAUAAGCCAGUGACAAUUCGUAUAUUUUAACUAUUCACGUUUGAUUGUGAUUCGUCGUCCGUCCAUCGGUUGAAUUAUUUUUAAAAGUUUUUCCUUUGUUAUUCUUUUUCUGAUGAAUUUUAUUGCGUUUUUUGAGAUUCGUAUUACUGAAAAUUAUUGUCGAGACAGUGGAUCAAUUUUUUGCUUUAUUUCCAUCUAAACGUAAUGCACUGAUUACGAUUUGAUUCACAAAAUCUUGUUAAAAAAGAGCUAAAAUUUCCGGUAGUUUAUAACGCUAUUAGACUCUUUCAAUUAUUACAAUAAUUAAAAUGUAUAUUAUUUUGUAAAGUAUAUUUCACUGUCUUGAAAUUUUGAAUGUUUUGUUUAUAUAAAAAAUCAUAUCAUCCGAUAAACAAUUAAGAUAUAAUAACAUAGACUUGUUGGCAGUACCGGCAUAUUACAAGCGAUUUUGUAUGUAGUAAGGAAAUAUUGAUUAUAGUUUUUAAUUGUCUUGUAAUAAAUGCUUUUUGAAUUUUCAAAAGAGAAUUUAUAGAAUCUCUUAAAUACAAUAAGUGGCAAAUAUGUAUUAUCUAUGAUAGUAUACAAGGACAUUGAUAAUAUACGAAUAGUAUAUCGAUUUGGUGUAAGAUUUACUUAAAUUAAUGUAAGUUCUGAACUUUUGGCAUUAGUGACGAUUCAGAUACGGUACAAAUAUUUGCGGAUCUUACAAAUAUUUGUCCCAAUAUGGACAUUUAUUCUCAUGCCGUUUGUUUCUCAUGCCUACCGAUAGAGAUUUAAAAAAAUUGCCGUUCAUAAUAUAUUCCUGAACACGAUAUGUAAUCAAGCAGACGAUGGAAUUGUCUCAUUUACUAAUAAAUAUUUGAAAUUAUACAGUAUUUUAGUGAAUAUUUGUUGCGUUUGUCAAAUAACUGUGUCGUAUUAAAAUAUUGACAUAAAUAGGUGUCAAUGAUUACAAAUUGUAACAAAUAUUUAUAUACCAAUUCUAAAGUCCAUACUCCAUAGCCUUGUAUAUUAUAAAGAACGGUAGACAAGACAAGAAAAAAUGAUUUUUUUUCGUUAGCCAAAAGAUUUUUUUUCAAAGUUUUCUAACGAUAAAAAUGUAGUUUUUUACAUUUAUCUGUAAAAAGUAUUCCAAUAUUUUUUUACUUCCAUAUUGUGAAUAUUAUUUUCGUAUAGCUACUGCUGACAAAAAAUUAUAAACAGUUGCCAUAAAUUAGGCAUGAUGUGAAUGUAAAUAAAUUAUUUUUAUUCCAAAUUAAUGUAUUUAAUUGUACCUAUUUUAAGUGUAUGAUAGUGCAUACAGAACAAA